This is a messenger RNA of Passer domesticus (house sparrow), 1132 nucleotides long. Its product is annotated as interleukin-36 receptor antagonist protein-like. The coding region runs from base 36 to 698 and encodes 220 amino acids. The transcript has 4 exons. Gene Ontology annotation, molecular function: cytokine activity; interleukin-1 receptor binding. The record is from RefSeq and is a predicted model, not a curated record. Lineage: Eukaryota; Metazoa; Chordata; Aves; Passeriformes; Passeridae. Gene Ontology annotation, biological process: cytokine-mediated signaling pathway; inflammatory response to antigenic stimulus; positive regulation of gene expression.
CCGGAGCCGGGGGUGUCACAGCAGCCGGGGGUCCCAUGGGUGAGCGCUGCCCGGGGAGCCCGCGCACGGCCCGGAGGGGGCACGGAGCGCCGGGCACGGCCGGUGCCCCCGGGAGGGGUCCCCACGGCUCGGGGGGCGCGGGCAGGGGGCGCGGGGGUCUCCGGGCGGCCGCCCUCAGCCUCGCCCUCCUCUUCCUCCGCGCAGAGGCCGAAGGCUCUGCCCUCUGCCGCGCGGCCGCGCUGCAGAGCACGGUGUUCCGGUACCGGCUGUGGGACGUGAACCAGCGCUCGCUGUACCUGCGCGGGGGGCAGCUGCUGGCCGGGCACCUGCAGGGCGCCAACGCCGCGCUGGAAGAGAAGGUGUUCUGGGUGCCCAACCGCGCCCUGGAGCCCGCGCGGCUGCCGGUGAUCCUGAGCGUGCGGAGCGGCUCCCGCUGCCUGCGCACCGAGCGCGGCCCCGGCGGGGACCCGCGGCUGCGCCUGCAGGACGUGGACAUCCGGGAGCUGCCCCGCGCCGGUGACAGCGCUGUCGCCUUCACCUUCUUCCGCUCCUACCGGGACGGGCUGUGGCGCUUCGAGUCGGCCGCGCACCCCGGCUGGUUCCUGUGCACGUCCCCGCGCGGCCACCAGCCCCUGGCGCUCUGUCGCCACCGCGAUGUCACCUCCCAGCUGCUCGACUUCUACUUCCAGCUCUGCUGAGCGCCCCCGGGCCCCGCGCGGCGACAGCCGAGCCCCAGGGUGGUGGCAUCUUCCUGGGGAGGGUGGCAUCACCCCCAGCACGGUGACACCCCCCUGGGGAGGGUGGCAUCACCCCCAGCACGGUGACAUCCCCCUGGGGACGGUGGCAUUCCCCUCAGCACGGUGACAUCCUCACCGCAGGGUGGUGGCAUCUUCCUGGGGAGGGUGGCAUCACGCCCAGGGUGGCGACAUCCUCGCGCAGGGAGGGUGACAUCCUCGCUCCUCGGUGACGUCUUCCCCAGGACGGUGACAUCCAGCCGGGACCGUGCCAUCCCCCUGGGGACAGCGACAUCCCUCCCCCGGGGUGGUGCCACCCUCCUGGGGACAGUGCCAUCCCCUCGGGGACAGCGACAUCCGCCCCGGACGCCGGUGCGGGAAUAAAGAGAUGCCGAGGC